AUGGAUAGUGAUGAUGAUAAUGAAGAUAUACAUGUAAUUGAUGAAUUUUUUUCACAUUCAAUAGGACGUGAUAUUGAAAAUGAACCUAAAACAUAUUUUAAACAUUUUCAACGUUUUAUAUCUCGACAAACAUUUAUAUAUAUUCAAUAUUAUUUAUUACGUAUACCAUUUUUACUUGUUUAUGAUUAUUUAUUUACGGAACAAUUUUCAUUGUUAAUUCAAUAUUUUUUACAACAUUCAAUGAAAAUUAUUGAUCAAAAGAAUCAAUUAUUCUUUAAACCAAUUAGUUAUGUAUUACAUAGUUAUUUCUUUCAAAUAUUAAUAUAUCUUAAUUUAAUUUUUUCAAUACCAAUUUUAGGUUUUAUAUUAUUAAUUGUUUUAUUAUUAUGUUCAAAUCAACGUCUUGUCAUUUUUUAUAGUUAUAUUGCGACAUUACUUGUUAUUUAUUUUUAUUAUCAAAUAAAUCGUUUAACGAAUUUUCAAAUAAAUAUGUUUAUACUUCAAUGUUUGCUUUCAUUUAUUUAUAUUCAAAUGAUAAAUAUACGUACUCAUGUUUAUACAUAUAAAAUUCAAAAAAAAUUAUGUCAAUUUGCACCAUGGUUAUUUAUCAUAACACAUUAUUUAUUUUCAUUAAAAUAUAGUAUAUAUAUAAUAAAUAUAUAUUAUAUUCUAUGGACAUUAAUAUAUUUAUUUGAAUUAUAUUUAUCUCAACAAGACAUAAUAACUCAUUUAACAAGAAUUAGUUUUUUAAAUGAAUUAAUGAAUUUUUAUGAAAAUUUUGGUAUACAAACAUUAAUUAAUUAUAUACAACAACAAAUAGAUAUUAUUACAUUGUUAAAAAUUUUUUGGUUAACUAAAAUUAUUAUUCUACCAUUAGGUAUAAGAACAACGCAUACAAAUCCAUUUUUAACAGAUACAAUAAUAAAAAAUACUACAAUAGAUGAUAAUAUAACAACAAAUUAUAAUGAAACAUUAACAAAAACAAUUUAUUUUACAAUUUUAUUUUAUGGAACUGAAACUACAUUUACUUUAAUUAGUUUUGCUUGUCUUGUUUCAUAUGCAAUGAAAGCAAUUUCACAUCGUUUAUUUCGUCGUUUAUCUUUAUGGAGUGAAGAUGUUGAACAAAUUGGUACUAUUAUUGGUAUAAUGUUUUUUCUUUUAUUAUUUCAAUCGAAUUUAACACGACUCGAUCUUGAUCGACGACAUAUUCCUUUAUUAAAAGCAUUCAGUAUAAUUAUUAUUGCAUUAUUUCAUUUUCUUCAUACAAUUCUUGAACCUGAAUUACUUAAAGUAGCUAUGCAAACUAUGACAAUAAAAAUGGCAUUUGAUCAAACAGAUGAUUAUAUAGAAGAUGAUGAUGAAAAUAAUAAAAUAAAAUCAAAAUUAACAUUAGAUUUUUCUCGAAAAAUUCUUCGUUCAUUUCAUCAUCAACAUGUUUAUACAUGUUUAUCAAUAUUAUUUUUUCUUAUACUUUAUAUAAUUUUCUUAUGGAAAAUAACAACAUUUUCAACAUGGCUUUUAGCUGUAACAGCAUUUUCAUUAGAAUUAAUUGUACGUCUUUUUGCAUCAUUAGCUCAAUAUACACUUUAUGUUAUUGAUGCACAUAAUUGUAUAUCAAAUGUUGAUUUAUUUGAUGAAUAUAUAUUUCGUAUAAAAGCAAUAACAUCAUGUUGUGAAUUUAUUCUUAGUAUAUUUUUACUUUGUAAUGGUUUUUAUAUAUUAUGUUUUGAAGCUCGUGGUGCAUUACGUGCAUUUAUGCUUGCUAUACAUGCACAUUUAAAUAUAAUAAAAAAUUUUCGUCGUGGUUGGCAAAUACUUCAUAAUCGUAAAACAGCAUGGAAUAAUGUUAAACAAUUACCAUUAGCUACAGAUGAACAAAUAAGAAAUUAUAAUGAUAUAUGUGCAAUAUGUCAUAAUAUAUUAACAAUGGGUACUACAUGUAUAACACCAUGUUUACAUUUAUUUCAUCAAAAAUGUUUACAAAAAGCAUUUUAUGCAACACAAAAUUGUGCAUUAUGUUUACGUCCGAUUAUUAUUGAAGAAAAAAAUUGA
Molecule: messenger RNA, 2052 nt
Organism: Rotaria sordida
Lineage: Eukaryota; Metazoa; Rotifera; Eurotatoria; Philodinida; Philodinidae
Source: the annotation of a GenBank genome assembly